UUUGGUAGAGGUUAGGAAAGAGGGGGGAAAAAGGAGAGAAUAAAAGGAAUAAAGGGAGAGAGGACUGUUUUUUUUCUUUCAGGUACCCUACAGCUGGUGAAUGGUGAGGGCAUACUGUGACCUUAAUUGAACAUUAGGAUACAUUUUUUGAGCACAAUUACUAAAUGAACAGAAUAAUUAUCUUCCCAGCUAGGCAAGUAUUUCUCGUGCCUGCGGGGAGUCUCGUUUAAGGGAAAGGCGCUCCGCAUGGGGAGCAGUCCCUUCCCCACACAGGAGAUAAGAGAUGCCGUUCCCCCAUACCACGCGGCUUUACUCAAGCGGGUCCACCACAGCUCCUCGUGUACAUGGAGCUGGGAGAAAAAAUACGAAUUUGAAAACGCAUCUCCAAGCCCCCGCUAGGACACGGGAGGCCUCGGAGCACCGCGCGUCUCUCCACCGGCGGAGCCGGGGGCUGACACCCGGACUACAGCUCCCAGCGUCCUUUGCAAAGACGCGUUGCCGAGACAACGACCAAAGGGCCUACUCGGGGCGCGGGGGUGCCUGCCACCCUCCCGCAGUGGGCCGCGCUCCUCUCGCGAGAGCCACCCUUAAACUGCGGCAAACUCGCGCGAGAGAGGCCAUCAUGUCGGUGGCGUGCGGCGGCGAUGGGCUGUUCGCGCUGGAGGUGCUGGUGGAGGCGGUGCGGGUGGCAGCCCCAGGCCCCGCGUUGCGUCCGGCCGUGGCGCUGCGCCUCCUCGGCUUCCCUACCCUUCUGCUGCGCCCCGCCCCCUCCGCACCGGGCCGCACGGUCGGGGAGCUGAUGCUGGGAUUCCGCCUCAGCAGCCUGGAGGCUGGGUUGCAGUCGGGCCCCGCCACGCCACCCCGCGCCUCUCCUGCGCCGGAGGACGAGGAGGAGGAAGAGGCGGAUGAGGAGGAAGAAGAAGAGCGAGGCGAGGAGGACGGCAAUGUCAUCUGCCCUCCCGUGCUGUAUUACAGCCGUGAGCCGGCUGAGCCUCAUCUGCCACCAGCAGCAGCCAUGGGGUGCUGGCAGCGUGUUGUGGUACAAAGCCCGCAAGAGCAAAGCGAGGUCCAGAGCCCCCCACGCUCCAGUGCUGGGCCCUCCUUGCUACAGCCCAGCAGCCCCCAGCAACUCCACAGCACCUUGGCACAGUUGCCGCUGCUCAGUGCCUUGCUGGCAGAGCUGUCUGUGCUCACCCGCUCUGCUACACCUGCUGCUGUCCAUCCACAUCUGGCCUGGCUCUACCGGGCCCCAGGGGACUGUGGCAAGGGUCCACAGCCAUCCAGCCGUUCCCCUGCCCACAAGCCUGCAGAGGUGCCUGUGAGGCCAAGCAGGAGCAGUGAAGCUACCAGCUCUCAGUUCAAGCAAGGCCAGCAACAGACUACCUUACCAGGGUCUUCUCAGGCUGGGAAAAGAUCUACGAAAGCUGCACCCCAUGAAGAGACAAAAUCUGAAAGAAACUCAAAAACUAAGGAAAACACACCUCCCAGAAGGAAACUGUUGUAUGGGCUGACAAAUACACUGAGGUUACGGCUGCAGCAAACCAAUCCCGAUAAGCUGAUCCGGCUUGAAAGGAGAGAACAGUACAGAAAAAAGCAAGUAGAAAUGUUGAAGGUGAGAAGCCCAUUAUCCAAAAGAAAGUUGCUCAAAAAUGCUAGAGAACAGUGUGUGGUUUCUCACAGGCAGUGUUCCAAGGGAGACAGUUCAAAGCAGAAUGGUCAGGUUGAUGAAACUGUUGAGACUUCAUUACAAAACAGUGCUCUCAAUGAGUACUUUUCCGGUAUGGAUGUUUUUCCUGACCUACAGAAGCAGUCUGCUGAAAGUCUGUUGAAGAGCAACAGUUUUGCAAGCAAAGAAUAUCCAUGCAAAUCAACAGUAGCCUCCUUACUGGAGAAAACUGUAUUAAAGCCUGCUCACAAAGAAAAGGACUUGAAAGUUCAGCUUCCAGCAGCUUUCACAUCAGAUGCUAAUGUGAAGGGAAGCAAUGAUAAUGAGGAAGCCAUACACUUAAUCCAUCCUAAAAUCAUGGAGCAUGAUAAUACCUCUGUUGCAAGUGAUCAGAAACGAAGCUCCAGCAGAACUGCUGAAAAAAGCUCUGAACUCAUAUACUCAGAUGACUUUGUUGCUAGUCCUGACAACAUAGUUUAUUCAGAAGAUUUCACCAGUGCUGAGUGUACAGACAGAGAUUUGGAAGCUCUUGACAACAGUCCUGAACCUAUCUGGCUUGAAAGCCCAAACCGACCUUGGUCAGAUACAGAGGUGGAAUCCAGCAGGUCCAGAGUUUCAAAAGCAAGUGAAAGAGCUGAAAGUAUGUCAGAUCUUCUGCCAGUGCAUUCAUCUUCAUCACCGGUCUCUUCUUUGAAGAGAAACCAUGGCUUGAAAAACAGCAAAGGAACUGGUGGUGAAUCUGUUGAUUUACUUAAUGACACCUCUCUCUGGGCAGGAUUAUUAGAUGAAGAGCAGGAAGCCCAUCAGGUUGAUAAGGAAGAGAGCAGAGUUAAUGAGCAUAUUAAACAAGCAUCUAUACUGAGAAGUGAACAAGUUAGCUCUGAUACUGAUCUGAAUAUAGGAAAAGGGCAGACCUCUGCAGAAAACAGUCUGUCAGUAACUGAAGUGUGCUCCUACUUACCAUGUAACUUGUCUGGUCUUGAACUUAGUGAUGUGGAAAACAGUAGGUCUGGCAAAGAUGAUGAUGUUUUGGGAGACCUACAUACUCAAUACAAAGAUAUCAGUGAACUUGUAAUAAACAGUCUUCCAGGAUACACAGUGUAAU
Messenger RNA from Meleagris gallopavo (turkey), 2771 nucleotides. The record is from RefSeq and is a predicted model, not a curated record. Lineage: Eukaryota; Metazoa; Chordata; Aves; Galliformes; Phasianidae.